CAUCAUUUUUGAUUCAUGUCAUUUUUUGCUGGGAGUACAAAAACAAAAAAAAAAGAAAAAUAAAAACAUUUAUGAAACAAAUAGCAUCUCCAUGGCUCCAUGAAAGGCAGUGGAUCUGUUACUUGUACAAGUAAAUACUCGGUAUUAGAUGAAAGCUGUAGCUUAGAUUUGAAGUGAAGUGGGAGUGAGCGUUUCAGCCAGAGCAGAUAGAUAUACGGAAAGAGGAGGCGAUGGUGUAGGAUUCUGAAUUAUAAAGAUGAUGAGGAGUAACAGCAGCAAGGAUACUCCACCAAGUCCCGAUUCUAGGCUCAAUCAAACUCUCCGAAAUGUUCAAGGUUUCAGGUUACUGAAAGGUCGCAGUUUUCCUGGCAAAGUAUUGAUAACACAGAGGGAUGACCCAUUGGAUGCCUCAAAUUUAUAUUCCCCAAGUAGUGGCAGGAGAAUCUCAGAUACCGAGGCAGGGUCAAGUGAACAAAUGGAUGGAUCUUUUGAGGAAGUACAAAACAGAAGUAAUUCAGAAUCUAGUUCAUCUGUUAACAAGAUGAAAUCAUCAGCACCAAAUCCAGAACUGAGUUACAUUGAGAUUCCAAAGUCCCCCAUGGGUUCUAGAGCUACAGAUUCGGCUAGGUUAACGAAGUUCACCAAAGAACUGUCAUCACCAACUGUUAUCUUAGAAAAACUGCGUGAAUUAGCUUGGAGUGGUGUUCCGCCAUAUUUGCGGCCAGCUGUUUGGAGGCUUAUUUUGGGAUAUGCACCCCCUAAUUCAGAUAGAAGGGAGGGAGUUUUGGCAAGAAAGCGCCUUGAGUAUCUUGAUUGUGUUGCUCAGUAUUAUGAUAUUCCAGACACUGAGCGCACAAAUGAAGAGAUAAACAUGCUCCGGCAGAUUGCUGUUGAUUGUCCCAGAACAGUGCCCGAUGUUUCUUUCUUUCAACAAUCACAGGUCCAGAAAUCAUUGGAGCGCAUACUUUACACGUGGGCCAUACGGCAUCCUGCCAGUGGCUAUGUACAGGGAAUAAAUGAUCUGGCAACACCCUUUAUGGUUGUUUUCUUAUCGGAGUACUUAGAGGGAAGCAUUGAUACUUGGCAAAUGGCAGAUCUAGCUCCCGAAAAGAUAUCCAAUGUAGAAGCUGACUGCUAUUGGUGCCUAACAAAGUUGCUUGAUGGCAUGCAAGACCAUUACACAUUUGCUCAACCUGGAAUUCAACGACUGGUCUUUAAGCUAAAGGAAUUGGUUAGACGGAUUGAUGAGCCCAUCUUAAGGCACAUGGAGGAGCAAGGUCUUGAAUUUCUACAAUUUGCUUUUCGCUGGUUCAAUUGCCUAUUAAUACGUGAGAUGCCGUUCCACCUAGUUAGUCGCUUGUGGGACACUUAUCUAGCGGAAGGUGAUGCACUCCCAGAUUUCCUCGUAUACAUUGCUGCUAGUUUCCUACUAUCGUGGACAGAGAAGCUACAGCAGCUCGAGUUCCAAGAUAUGGUAAUGUUCCUCCAACAUCUUCCAACUCACAAUUGGAGCGAUUUGGAGCUGGAGAUGGUGCUCUCCCGCGCUUAUAUGUGGCACGCCAUGUUUAGUAGCUCACCCAGCCACUUAGUUAGCUAAAGAAAGAAUUCUAUGUUUUAACAACAAUGGCCAGGCUACCUUUCCUGUUCUCUUUUUCCCAUUAAAUACAAAUCUGGGAUCUUGUCUUUUUCCUUGAAAGAAACCUGUGUGUUUUCUGUUUAUUCAAUUUUUUUCCUUCAAUUUUCUUGUACUCCGAUUUUUUUAACAUCUGUAUUCUCAAUUUGAAACUAUACAUACGGUUUAGCUUGACUGAACUA
Molecule: messenger RNA, 1815 nt
Organism: Ipomoea triloba (trilobed morning glory)
Lineage: Eukaryota; Viridiplantae; Streptophyta; Magnoliopsida; Solanales; Convolvulaceae
Product: GTPase-activating protein GYP1
Exons: 10
Coding region: 257-1597 (446 amino acids)
Biological process (GO): activation of GTPase activity
Molecular function (GO): GTPase activator activity
Source: RefSeq, a predicted model, not a curated record